Messenger RNA from Desarmillaria tabescens, 1733 nucleotides. RefSeq lists its product as uncharacterized. The transcript is spliced from 5 exons. Lineage: Eukaryota; Fungi; Basidiomycota; Agaricomycetes; Agaricales; Physalacriaceae. Bases 53 to 1561 code for a protein of 502 amino acids. The record is from RefSeq and is a predicted model, not a curated record.
CAAGGUAACAACUCUCUCUUGACGUCGACCAGGACUGCAGCGUUCCCCUUUUAUGACUCUUCCAGCUGAACUGACUUCCCUCAUUCUCUCCGACCUCUGGGCCAUCCAAUCUUCUACUGAUGAACACACCCAAACUUUCGCAAAUUGCUCUCUUGUAUCCAAACAAUGGACAGCUAUCAUGAAGGAGGUGAAUUCCACCCACACCGUCAUUCCCUUCUCCUAUAAUGCAGGUCAACUGUAUACUAUCCGGUCCAUGUCUUCAAUGUCCAAUCCACUGCUCUGCCGUACCAUAACACUCAGGGUGGAUUAUGUGAUCAUGCCCCAGCUCCUUCUGAAGGCUAGAUGCAGUCCCUCCAUUGCGGCUAACAAUGGAAUAGAGUUGAUUCUUCGGAAGCUAUUCUAUGGCCCGAAUGCACCUCGAAAUGCUACCCAUAUUUACAUAGAUUAUCUCGACGAUCCCCAGGUCCACAUCCCUCUCUUCUGGAUUCCUCGACAGAUCGCAAAGCUGACUAUCAUAUACCACUACCGACGCUGGGUGCCCUUUGGUUUCCGAGACGAAUGCCCCUUUCGUUGUCAAUGCAAUCAUCCAAUGGUUGACCGGGGAGUCAGACAGCUCUGUAUUAUGGGAUCCACGUCAGUGAUAGCCCACCGACUCAUAACCCCUCUCACGGAAUGGAAAUGUCUAACUUCGCUGAUUACCGCUGUCCGAGUUAGUCCAGCUGCUAUUCCGGUCCCCUUGCGAGACUCCUUGACGCAGACGAGCUAUGAUUAUAGAAGACAGUAUGUAGGGCCGGAAUUUGCCCCUCGUGUUAUGUUUGGCGAACGGUUGGACUGGUCGUCUUUUCAAACGAGCAAGUGGUACCCAAUUGACUUAAGUUACUACAAAUACUAUAUUCCCAUGCUAGAACAGGUCAUUCCACUGGGCUCUGUGGGAUACAUUGAUCCUUUAACCAGGAAGUUCGUCGUAUUGUUCAAUGCCAUCGAUCCUACGACGUCGAAUGACCUACGAAUUCCUUCCAUCCCGUCUAUCCUCGAGAUGGGUGGGACAAAAGUGAUUGAGGAUCCCUGGUAUUCCUCGGCGUGGGAUUAUGCGUAUAACAAGUUCGAUAUCCUGCACAAGCUUGGAGCUUGGACCAAGGGAAGAUCAGUAUACAGUAUCCCUCUGGGACUUGACAUGGAUAAGACGCUCUGUCUCGGUCUUGGACGUGCAUUUCGUCGGGACUUUGAAGGCAACCAGUUCAAGAAUUGGUUGACCGAGCACCGACAAAUCAUUAUGGACGUGUUUGGAGACGACCAUCCCUAUAUCCGAAAGCGCGUAGACCUUGUGACAACCACGGUAGACUCUUCGCAAUAUGUUUGGUUUGCCCAUCUCGGACACAAGCUACACGUGGAGACCGGAAGCAGCGAAGAGGCAUUGCGUAAGCCUGGAAGACUAUGGGGGGAGGUCAAAGUACCUCAGCGUUAUACUCAUCCCACACAGGUUUUAGUUUCAUGGGAGCACAUCUCCACCGUAGGCCAGACACCAAUGACUGUCAAGAUUCGUUGCUAUUCUGUCGUGUAGUUCCAGGGUGAACAAUGAUUUCUGAGAGAAAGUCGAUCUGUGCCGAUACCCAUGAACGAAAACGGUUUAUCCUCUUUUGCUACUUCUGUAUUUAUAUCCUCCAGCUGUAUUCAAUUACUUAAUUGCUUCAAUUAUUUUGCUCUAUUAGCCAACUAGCGCGCGCUUGUUGGGC